AUGACCUCCCUCCCAGAGCUCACGACUUUGAUAAGACCUCUGCUCCGCGUGAGCAGUCGCCGAAUUGGAGCCUAUUCCCAAUGUCAUCGAUUAACUCAAACUCCCUGCUGGUUAUCUUAUCCCCGACGCCACCUUUCUCGGCAUUCCCGAUUCCCUGUGACUUCAGCCGUAGGCUUGAGGUACAAUCUCAGACCAUUCCACAGCACACCCAUCAACUCCAAAGAUGACUCCGGGAAUACCUCAAAGCAAGAGCCUCCGCCUAAGGCAGGUCCAAAGCCUGGAGGCAAUGAUCCGAAUGAGGUAUUUACGGACAUGAAUGUACUUUCUGGGGUUCCACCGCCAGCCAGCGCUAUAGAAUGUGUCUACGAAGAUGGAUUUUUGCUCAACAAUGGCAUGAGAUUUAGCGGAAAAGACGGAAUCAUUAUCAUCCACAAUGAGGCGUUCAAUUGGCUCUCACACGGAGCUGCAAGAGUUCGUAACGGAGUGCUAGAAUUGGACGAAGACCUAUGGGGAGUACUAGAUGUUGUGGCUCCCAAGCCAGAAUUACUGAUUUUGGGGACUGGCGCACGAUCUAUUCCCAUCUCCCCACGGACGAAGAACCAUCUGCAUCUCUUGGGAAUCCGUAUCGAUAGUAUGGAUACGAACAAUGCAGCUUCGCAAUAUAACAUGUUAGCUACGGAGCGACCCGGCCAGAUUGUAGCUACUGCUCUCCUCCCGGCCUUUUUCCGUUCCUAG
Orbilia oligospora ATCC 24927 is the source of this 735-nucleotide messenger RNA. RefSeq lists its product as uncharacterized. Lineage: Eukaryota; Fungi; Ascomycota; Orbiliomycetes; Orbiliales; Orbiliaceae. The transcript is spliced from 2 exons. The record is from RefSeq and is a predicted model, not a curated record. Bases 1 to 735 code for a protein of 244 amino acids. Gene Ontology annotation, cellular component: mitochondrial inner membrane. Gene Ontology annotation, biological process: mitochondrial respiratory chain complex I assembly.